ACAGCUGUCAGUAAGAGGAACAGUAACGCUGCGACUAAAUGUGUCCUGGCGUAGAUGAACUUUAGUCAAGGUGGCUGGCGUUAACUUUUCGUAUGCCACACACUUUAAGGAUUUUAAUUUGGAUCACUUCAUGGCCAAAGACAAUCCUGCGGUUUUCCUGAUUUUCAAAGCGCCGGUGCAGACUCCGUUCGGGGCUGAAGUGCCACCCAUCUCCCUGCCUCUCUGAACCUGGAAGAGCAACGCCGCCUUGUGACGAGCAUCCAACAUGACAGGCAUCUGCUGAUGGCUACAUUCCUUGAACCUCAAGCCCACUGACUGAAUGGCUGUCCCACAGUGCCCCUCUCUCCCUGCCUCUCUCCACCCUCCCCUCUCUCUGUCUCCCUGUCCCUCUCACCCAGGGAGAGACUUAGGGUGGAUAGUGAGGUCCAUUGUGUCAGUGAGAUGUUUAUUAAUGAGAGAGGCGCACGCAGAGAGCAGAGCUCCUAUUGAAGGACUAAUCGUUAAUCUCUUUGUUAAUACGUUCAAUCUGCCUAUGUAGCAACACGAAUUACUAAGAAGACUCAAGACGGGGACAUACGAGAUGCUGAUCAGCAGAAACUGAGAGAAUUUGGGAAUUUGUUCCAGUUUGAAACUUUACACAGAAGUUGGAGUUGGCUUUUCUGUUCAGGCUUGACUGAUGGAAAAUGUACCCUUGCAUGUGUCUAAUGUUUAUUGCAGCUCAACUGAGAAGUUGUGGAUGCAUGUGAGUGAGUACAUUUUGGCAUUUAGCUCAUCUAUCAAGGAAUUGUGAAUUUGACAGCGGUCACAGUUUUUGUGAGUAUUGGUAGGCUUACUCUUCAAAGGUUUUUAGAAAAAAUAUAACUUUAUUUAUAUAAAUUAUAUAUAAGAGAGUUAGGCAUUUUGAGUCUGCUGCGUGUAGUGUUGCGUUUAGGUUUUCGGUUUGGAUUAAAAAGUUUUCUGUAUCUAUAAAAGGAGUAGUGUGUGUGCUUGUGGGCUGUUGUGUGUUUGUUUGCCUGCCAUGCCCUUGCCUGCGCCUGAUGUACCGGCCUCUCAGAGGCUGGCACUGGACUGCCGUACCCUUCUGGACCAUCGCAUUGGCAAGGGGGUUUGUGGUUGUUGCGGGGCGCUCAGGCCUCGGUACAAGAGACUGGUAGACAACAUCUUCCCAGAAGACCCGGAGGAUGGUCUGGUGAAGGCCAACAUGGAGAAGCUGACAUUCUACGCCCUGUCAGCUCCAGAGAAGCUCGACCGUAUCGGAGCCUACCUGUCUGAGAGAUUGUCAAGGGAUGUGGCCCGACACAGAUACGGGUAUGUGUGCAUAGCCAUGGAAGCGCUGGACCAGCUGCUGAUGGCUUGCCACUGUCAGAGCAUCAACCUGUUUGUGGAGUUUCUCAAGAUGGUGCGCAAGCUGCUAGAGUCAGACAAGCCCAGCCUGCAGAUCCUAGGAACCAACUCUUUUGUGAAGUUUGCAAACAUAGAAGAGGAUACACCAUCGUACCACCGCAGUUAUGACUUUUUUGUGUCGCGCUUCAGUGAGAUGUGCCACUCCAGCUACGAGGACCCUGACAUCCGCACCAAGAUCCGCAUGGCAGGUAUCAAGGGCCUGCAGGGCGUAGUGAGGAAGACUGUGAAUGAUGAGCUGCAGGCUAACAUCUGGGACCCUCAGCACAUGGACAAGAUCGUCCCCUCUCUGCUCUUCAACCUGCAGAGUGGAGAGCGCACUGAGAGCCGCUCCCCCUCUCCGCUGCAGGCGUCAGAGAAGGAGAAGGAAAGCCCGGUGGAGCUGACGGAGCGCUGCUUCAGGGAGCUGCUGGGACGAGCCGCCUAUGGCAACAUCAAGAAUGCCGUCACGCCCGUGCUGAUGCACUUAGAUAACCACUCUCUAUGGGAGGGGAAGACCUUCGCAGUGCGUUGCUUCAAAAUCAUCAUGUACUCCAUCCAGUCUCAGCACUCUCACUUGGUAAUCCAGCAGCUUCUCGGUCACCUGGAUGCCAACAGCAAGAAUUCAGCCACGGUGCGAGGUGGGAUAGUGGAAGUGUUGCUGGAGGCAGCCGCCAUUGCAGCCAGCGGCUCUGUAGGUCCUACUGUGUUGGAGGUGUUUAACACCCUGCUGCGGCAGCUCCGUCUGAGCGUGGACUACGAGUUGACCGGCUCCUAUGACGGCAGCACCAACAUCGGCACCAAGAUCAUCAAAGCUCACGAGGAGAGGCAGCUGCAGGAGGCUGUCAUCAGGACCAUCGGUUCAUUCGCCAACACUCUACCGACAUACCAGAGGUCAGAGGUCAUGCUCUUCAUCAUGGGCAAGAUCCCAGUCCCUGGUGUUCACCCAGCUCUCACCUCCACAGGCUCUGGGCCUGAGGUUACCAGGAUGAUCCAGGUUAUGUUACUCAAGUCCUUGGUCCAGGUGACAGCCGGUUUCCAGACCACCAACAUGCUGACGGCACUGCCCAGCUCUUUCCUGGAGCCGCUGCUGUCCUUCUCUCUAACAGAGGAUCAGGAGAUCCGGCUGCUGGUGCUCCAGAUCCUGCUCAGUCUCAUCGACCGGCACGACAACACGGCCAAGUUCUCCGACAUAAGCAUCAUCUCAGACAUCUCUGUGCUCAAGCUCAAAGUGGACAAGUGUUCCAGACAGGACAACCUAUUCAUGAAAAAGCACGGCCAGCAGCUCUACCGACACAUCUACUUGGGCUGUAAGGAGCAGAGCAGCGGUCGGCAGCACUACGAGUCCCUCUUCGCUCUGUUGGGUCUUCUCAGCGUGGAGCUGGCUAACGAAGAGGUGGUGGUGGACCUCAUUCGCCUGGCACUCGCCUUGCAGGACCUUGCUCUGUCCACCGACGAGGCUCUGCCUGUUUAUAACCGCUGUGCUGUUCAUGCCAUCGCCGCCGCCUACCUCAACCUCAUCUGCCAGCUCACCACCGUCCCAGCCUUCUGCCAGCACAUACACGAGGUAAUUGAGGGGAGACAGAAAGAAAGUACCUACCUUUUGCCUGAGGAUGUCUUCAUUGAUAAUCCCAAGCUUCCUUCUUCACUGGAGAAAGUAGAAGGGGAUGUUUUGUUCCUCCAAUCGAAGAUCACUGAGGUCCUCGGAGGUAGUGGUUACAACACAGAUAGACUGGCUACGCCUUAUGUCCCCCAGUAUACUGAUGAGGACCGUCUGUCCAAGAGAAAGAGUAUCGGAGAGACCAUCUCGCUGCAGGUGGAGGUGGAGUCCCGAAACAGUCCAGAGAAAGAGGAGAGGACACCAGCGGAGGAGAUCACAUUCGAAACCCUGAAAAAUGCAAUCGUGGACAGUGUUGGUAUGGAGGAGCAGGAGAGAGAGCGGAGGAGACAAGUGGUCGAGAAGUUCCAGAAGGCCCCCUUCGAGGAGAUAGCUGCACACUGUGGCGCCAGGGCGACUCUCCUGCAGAGCAAACUAAAUCAGAUCUUUGAGAUUACAAUCAGACCCCCACCCAGCCCAUCUGGAACCAUUUCGUCAGGUUACGGCCAAAGCCAGAGUCGAUCCGUACCCAUCUACGAGAUGAAGUUUCCUGACCUCUGUGUGUACUAGACCAGAGAGCGAAGUUACAGGACUAUUUAACAUUUGAUGACAGGAAAGGGAUUUCGGAGGGGCAACCGAUCCGCACUGUAACGGCGUCUUGAUCAUGGAAUCGCAACAACCAUAGGGGAUGGGGCGAAAACCACAGCCAACUCAAGAACAAGCCACUGCUUGAUUAACAUAGUCAUCUGAAAUUCUUUUGCCGUGUGAUCGCAGCCAAAACAAGCCAGCCAUUUAUGUGGAUAAAUGCGGCAGUAAAACAAACUUUUAUUUCAGUUAUUCCCCUCAGUUCUCCUUCGAUGUCUUUAGAAACUUCCUGUGGUUGGAUUUUAAAAUUAGAAAUGGCCAAGAACUGAGGGGGGGG
This is a messenger RNA of Cottoperca gobio, 3899 nucleotides long. RefSeq names its product protein EFR3 homolog B-like. Lineage: Eukaryota; Metazoa; Chordata; Actinopteri; Perciformes; Bovichtidae. The record is from RefSeq and is a predicted model, not a curated record. Gene Ontology annotation, biological process: protein localization to plasma membrane. Gene Ontology annotation, cellular component: plasma membrane.